Triplophysa rosa is the source of this 4353-nucleotide messenger RNA. It is a transcript of the gene arhgap12b, whose product is annotated as Rho GTPase activating protein 12b. Lineage: Eukaryota; Metazoa; Chordata; Actinopteri; Cypriniformes; Nemacheilidae. Gene Ontology annotation, biological process: regulation of GTPase activity; signal transduction. The record is from RefSeq and is a predicted model, not a curated record. Gene Ontology annotation, molecular function: protein binding. The transcript is spliced from 19 exons. The coding region runs from base 311 to 2947 and encodes 878 amino acids. Gene Ontology annotation, cellular component: cytoplasm.
CCAAAAGAUGUUCGCAGGACAGGCGGGAGUGCGCAGUGGCACGAACGCGCACUCACCCACAGAGAACGAUUGCGAUUGGAAGCGAGACGGACAGAUCGUGUGUUUUGUCUUGCUGCCGCGCAGUAUCUUUAAACGCAAGUGCUGAGGACUUCAACUACAGACAGCGGGCAAACUUUAUUACAAACACUUUCCAACUAACGGGAAUGGCCGCUCCCAGAUUUUCCUGAACACUAGAGGGUAAUGGGCACAUACCAGAUGUGGAUCCGAUCAGAGUCCGUCUUCUGAAUCUGACACAUAAAAACACUGAGUCAUGACUGAAAAAUGUUGCGAUUUGUCCGUCGCUCCGGGGCAGGUGUACAUCGAGGUGGAGUAUGAUUACGAGUACAAGGCCAAAGACAGACUCAUCUCCAUUCGACAGGGGGAAUGCUACAUGUUGGUUUGCAAAACCAACGAGGACUGGUGGCAGGUGCGUAGAGAAGAGGGCAUGAAGGCUUUUUACGUGCCAGCUCAGUAUGUUCGCGAAGUCAGGCGAGCCCUCAUGCCGCCGCCCAAACCUCGCACUAAACCCCCCAGCGUCCUGGAGAUCGGACAGUGGCGGACGUCGAGCGAAAACCUCAACCAACGCGCACCCACGGAAAGGGCCAGUUUUGGGCAUCCGCCUCCUUUGACAACGCCUUCCCCAUUGCCAGGGCAACAGUCCCCGCCUUUGAUGUUGCGGGACACCAAUCAGAACUCAGGAAUGAAGAGCGUUGUUGCUGAGCUAACUUUGCUUAACAACAACAACCAUCAUAACUAUCACCACGGCAACCACACGUUGCGGCAAGGGGGAGCAGAGUCCCCACCGAGAGAGCAAGGAAAACUCUCAGGCGGGUCGUCGGUGGACACGGAUGGGAGCGUGUCACCAGGAGAUGGGCUGGAGAAGAUGAGAAAUGACUCAGAAUCUGGAGAUGAGCUCAGCAGCAGCUCUACCGAACACAUGCAGGUCAUAUCUCCCACCGGACAGGGCCGAUCAGAGUCCCCCGUCUACACCAACCUCCAGGAGCUAAAGAUCUCUCAGUCGUCUCUUCCACCUUUACCAUCUUCCUCCCCGCUGCAUAUUCUGGGUGACUGGGAGACACAUAAAGACUCAAGUGGAAGAAACUUUUAUUAUAACCGCAUGACUCAGGAGAGGACCUGGAAACCACCCCGCUCACGAGACAACGGAGUCAGCCGCGGGGACACAUCCAACACCGGGGACAUGGAGCAUUUAUCAUCUGAGGAGAACUGCCCCAGCACUCACUCCAGUCAGGCAGACAGUCAGUACGGAUCGCCCCCUAGAGGCUGGUCUGAGGAACUCGAUGAACAUGGUCACACACUCUACGUCUCUGAAUACACCAAUGAGAAGUGGAUUAAACAUGUGGAUGAGCAGGGCAGACCGUACUACUACAGCGCUGAUGGAUCCCGAUCUGAAUGGGAGUUACCAAAAUAUAAUCUCUCUCCCCCAAACUCUGGAGAUGCUCCUAAAAGUCACAGUUUGGAGAGGAAACAACAGGAACCCAUUUUACUGACUAAGUGGAGACACAGCACCUAUGCGCUAGACCUCGGCGACAAGGAGUCUGUAAAUGCUAAACACAGCUCUCCCGAAUCAGACUCUUGUCCCUCCUCACCAAAACACCCCUCAACUCCCUCAGAAAAGUGUGGGGUUCUCAAUGUCACCAAAAUCACUGAACAUGGAAAGAAAGUCAGAAAGAAUUGGGCAUCCACCUGGACCGUCCUGCAGGGAUCCUCUUUGCUCUUUGCGAAGGGUCAGGGCAGUGGCACCAGCUGGUCGUACUGCCACAACGGUUCCUUCCCUGAACUCCUCCUUUCGUUGCUAAGUAACUGGAAGCGUUCGAUUAAGCCCCGGCCUGCAGUGUCCUAUACGCACUGUAGGCGUGGCCGGGCUUCCUCUUUUGGAGGGAGCCAGUCCAAACCAGAAUUCACGGUAGACCUCAGAGGCGGUUCAAUCGAGUGGGCAUCCAAAGAGAAGUCCAGCAAGAAACACGUUAUUGAGCUGAAGACAAGAGUGGGCACAGAGCUGCUGAUCCAGUCAGAGAUAGACAGUGUCAUUAAUGACUGGUACAGAGCCCUGUCUGAGACCAUCAACACACAUGCAUGGGAGUCUGAUGAGGCCAUUGAAGAAGACAUGCCUGAGUCUCCAGGAACUGAGAAACACGACAAAGAGAAAGAUCAUAAAGACGUCAAGAAAAACAGAGCAAUGAAAAGCUCUUCCAGUAUGGAGUCAUCCGAACAGAAGAAGACCAGACUUAAGCUGAAGAAAUUUCUCACACGGAGACCCACAUUACAGGCUGUCAGAGACAAAGGCUACAUCAAAGAUCAGGUGUUUGGCUGCAGUUUGACAGCUCUAUGUCAGAGAGAGGGCACAUCUGUACCUAACUUUGUCAAGAUGUGCAUUGAGCAUGUGGAGAAUACAGGCUUGAAUGUUGAUGGCUUGUACAGAGUCAGUGGAAAUCUGGCAGUCAUUCAGAAACUGCGCUUUGCGGUCAAUCAUGAUGAAAAAAUAAACCUGGAAGACAAUAAGUGGGAGGACAUCCAUGUGACCACCGGUGCUCUGAAGAUGUUUUUCCGGGAGCUUCCAGAGCCUCUCUUUACCUACACAUCCUUCAACGAUUUUGUGGAGGCCAUCAAAAACUCCGAUUACAAGCAGCGAGUCCAGUCCAUAAAAGACUUAAUCAAGCAGCUGCCAAAACCAAACCAGGAAACAAUGAAAGUUUUAUUCCAGCACCUGAAAAGGGUAAUAGGUCACGGCGAGGUGAACCGAAUGACGACACAGAGCGUGGCUAUCGUGUUCGGCCCGACCCUGCUACGGCCGGAGAUCGAGACGGGCAACAUGGCGGUUUACAUGGUUUAUCAAAACCAGAUUGUAGAACUCAUCCUUCUGGAGUAUGAGAACAUAUUUGGCAGGUAGAACAUCUCCAGCCACGUGAGAGUGACUCCGGUAAACACGAUGCUAAAUCAUCUCAUCCAUUGCACAACAAAGAGAACGAAACGCAGAAUGCGCCACUGCCUUGGACCAAGCUUAAAUAUACACGCAAAUGUGAGUGGAUUUACUGAGACUCACGACUGGAUAUAAACAAAGACGAAUAAAUACAGGAAAGUUCUUUAUGCACUUAAUAUUUGACGAUAUACAACUUGCUUUCCAUCUCUUUCGUUUGGAGCGUCAUUCCUUGGCUUAGAAUAAGCUUUUGGACAAUUACGGAUGGUCAUUAGUCUCCAUGAUGCACUGUUUUUGGAAGAUGGGAAGAUUUUAUAAAUUGGACACUGGAACGGACUGCAUCUUAGCCAGUAUUGAUGACUAGAGAAACAACUGUGGACUGAGCGGACAUUUUGUGUGGCCCGAUGAAGUCUUCGCAGUGAAAUGUAGAUAAUCUGAGGUUUCUUGAACUCAAGUAUCUUGUAUCCAGGCUGUGGACUUGGAUAUUUUUUUUCCUGUGGAAUAAGCUAAAAGUGCACUGUAUUAAGAAGGCAGUAUUAUUAGACAAUGACUACUUGACCUAUGGACUACAGGUAAUAAUCAGUAUUAGUUCAGGAAUCCUCAGUUUCAAAUGGGAAAGACUCUAAACCCUACAUGCUAUUGGAUAACUGACAUGCUCAUCUCACUUCGUCCACCAUGUCAACCAAUAAGAAUCUCUGAGCUUGAACUCCCUCUUAAUGAAAUAUCAGGUUUUGUGGUGUUGUGUUUGUGAGGCCUGUGAAGGUCCCCGUGUUGUUUUCUUGGAUUGAUGGACUGUGUUGUGUUGAAUUGUGUAACAAAGAUCCAGGUUGUUUUCCACACCCGUGUUAUGAGUAGUGAAAGAAGCCUCUCAGAAAAACAGCCAAAGGCUACAAUGCUAUCUCGCCAACUCCCCCUCAUACAGUAUCUCUUGAGGCUUCCUGGAAAACGAAAGGUGAGAUGCUUAGAUUGGCAUUCGAUACGCGGUAUUCAUCUCCUCUUUCCCAAAGAAGCUGACAAGAAAAUGGCCGAAUGGUACUGGGAAUCGUACUGCGGCGGGGAAACAGCUUUUUAAUAGAACUCCGCAUAUGUACAGAUUACUGAAAAAAGCUUGAACCUUGUACAAAAAAAUGAAUAAUUGAAGUGUAAUGGUUUGAAGUUUGUGUGUCAAUAACAAGUGAUAAUAUCUAAUUUAGUUGAUGUACGGAUGAAGAAUAUGAAUAUUAAUGGGGGGGGGUCAUGCCUUGUGAACUGCACAUUUUGAAUGUAAUUUUCAGACUAACUGCUGUUUCUGAAAUUGACGUCUAAUUCUGAUUAAAAAGGAAAAACUCAUGGAUAAUAUUAAAGCGAUGAUGACUGAGUUAUUGUUGCAGUUUAUCUUC